AUGGAUGGAUCACCACCAAAAGCCAACCGGAAGGUGCGUUUUUCUCUACCCGAGCCCGCGGUCCCCGCUGUUCCUUCGACAACUCCUGUCCAAAAGCAACGGAUGGCCCACGGCACGAUGCAGUACGUGAAUGGAACGCUCAUCAGCCAAUCUGCACAGACAUCAACCUCGGCCCAAUCUCGCUCUCACCAAUCCCUUCAAAUCACACCCACGCCCACAUCCGCCGGAUCCGUGACCGGAUUCAAACCGAAGGAACUGAACAACAAAAUCGUACUUCACCUGCGCCCAUCCGUCAGUUCGCUUGACAGUGGCAGCGAGUUGUCCUCACCGAAGGGUUCACCAGGUGGCUCCACCGAUGCGAAUCGAGCAUCGAGACAAAAACCGUACGCGGUGAAAAGCGGGUCCACUGGUGCUUCUGGUGCCGGUGGGGCUAGUGGUGGAGGCGCACGGUCUCUCAAGUCGCUGCCUCAGAUUAACCAGAAGUACCCGAGCACGGAAGACGUGAAUAACAACGUCGGUGGUGUGAAUCGGCAGAGACCAGCCGAAGAUUUGAGCAGCUCGAUUGCUGGAGGUUUGUGGACACAUCCGUCUAAGAAACCUACCAUUAUACUGCGCACGAUUUCGAACAGUAGUACACAAACGCAUGCCUCGAAAGCCCCGCCGAUUUCGGGGCGAACUCGCACGAAAUCGGUUGGAAAACUACCGGGAGGAAUGGGGACCGGAGGGCGCCACCCAAAGGGCCUUAUCUCACCCCACCUGGCACCGAUGGAUGGCAGAGGACAGGAGAGCCUGUCGGGAGUGAAUAAAAUUCCGGGCGAGUCGAUUGCACCAGUCGAUGGAAAGGACCGCCGUGGCGAGGAGAUCAACGUGUCCAGUAUUAUUCGCCAGCCCAAUGUAACCGGCGGUGGUCAUCGAUCGGUGUAUGGAAAGGGCGGACAGUUUCUGGUCGUGCCGGAGUAUAGCGACAGGUACGAGGGCAUGGAGACGGCCGUUUCAGUGACGGCACAUGACGAGGAGGAGGACGAACUCGAUGAUAGUGAGCAGGAUGGAAGCCGGGGUAGUGGUGGAGAAGAACGAGGUCUAAACGGCCACGAGCAGUCUGAGAAUGGCGGUGAUGCGUCGAAGGACGACACGAAGUUCCGGUGCACCCGUGACACGAACCUCGGCCGGGAUCGAAACGCUGCACAGUUUUGGGACUUUGUCGAGAGGUGGCGCACGAAUCGAGCACUCAAGAGAGAGGAUAACCACGAACCUAGUGCACCGGUUAGUACGUCGGUACUUAUUGGAUCCGAGCGGACGAAGUCCGACAACAAAAGCCCUACGCUCAGCUCGCGGAUACGCGCCCUCAGGAUGAGCCUCGAGCAGGUGCCAACGGUGACGACGCUGCUGCGUGCUUCCCGGGACGCGAACGAGUACCUGCUGAAGGAGGUGUUCCGGGACAUCCUGGAAAAUGGCAUCUCAAAGGACAACCUCAACUCGACCGAUCGCAGCGGACGGACGGCCAUAUCGUACAUCUGCUCGACGAAUUUAACUAACUUUUUGGAGCUGUUUCUGCAACUGCCCGGCAUCGAUGUUAACAAACCGGACAACGAGGGCAACACUCCGUUGCAUUUUGCGGCACAAGCUGGUCUCUCGGAUGUGGUUAAUAUGCUCAUCACCAAGUGCCGCAGUUUGACGAUCGACCCAAAGAACAACCUCGGUUUCACGCCGCUCAUGAAGGCCGCCCUUCAGGGACGGACACGCUGCGCCAAACUGCUGCUCUUCGCUGGGGCAUCGCCAGUCGAAACCGAUGCCGGACGAGGGUUUAGGGCGGAACAGUGGGCCCGCUUCUGUGGCAGGCACACAUGUGCGGAAACGAUAGAACAAUGUGCCCGUGCUCGGUUGUUGGACAAAUCGACUCCUUGUGGCCGGUGGUCGCAUGACAUCAAUAUUCCGGUGGACAAGAAUGCACUUAAGGCGCGAAGCUGCAGCAUUACGCCACAACCGACGCAAAAUGGAUUCCGCUCGAAGUUCCGCAAAGUAUUUCCCUUUAACUUCAACUCCUCCAAGGACUCGAAGACGGCCAACAAGGAGGGCGAGGAGAACUACACCAAGGAUCUGGUGAACUACCUGAAGUCGGCCACACUGUGCGUGAGCGGCCCGGCCCUGUCUGCCAACCGGAAGAUCAUCCAAAGUCUGAUCCGACCGUUGGAAGUGCCAAAACUAGAGGUGACGUACGCGAAUAAUAACGCGCUUAUCAAAAAAUACGAAGCGUCGCUGGAAACCAACGGAUCGACGGACACCUCCCGCCGCAGUUCGGUGGAUAGUGGUUCUACUGACAGUCGGAACGCGACACCGGCACACUCUCCGGUUCCAGCACGAGCGAAGGUUCGAAACUAGAGCGAAUUGGACGGCCUAGGGUGCGAUUCUGGAGCGCAACUGUACAGCACACCAACAGUGGGAUCGUCUGCUUCGGUUGGUCAAUCAACACCGCAAGAUUAUGGUUAGGUUUACGGCUUCCAGACUAACAUAUUCUACUCAGCUGGGCAUAUCUCCUUUGCCGAAUACUUCAACGGCGGUGGCACUAUUCUUCUCAUAGACUGCUAGUGUACCCUUCACCUUCUAGAGACUUCACCGUUUGCAUCGGUUUAUCGCUAGGUUGAAUAUGUAUGAAACUAGAUGUUUAAUGUUACCGUAAAGUGUAAGCGCAGUAUCAGUUCGUCAUGAUGGGGUGCUAUGGAGCACGAUUGCAUAGAACAUUGCAGGGGAAGAUGGCCGUUGAUCUGCAUUCUCCCGUAAGAUAGGUAUAAGCGACACCAAACGCUGUUACACGAUCAUAGUAACGGUGAGAAUGUAAUGCUUUAUAGAA
Anopheles nili is the source of this 2848-nucleotide messenger RNA. RefSeq lists its product as uncharacterized. The coding region runs from base 1 to 2379 and encodes 792 amino acids. Gene Ontology annotation, molecular function: protein binding. The record is from RefSeq and is a predicted model, not a curated record. The transcript has 8 exons. Lineage: Eukaryota; Metazoa; Arthropoda; Insecta; Diptera; Culicidae.